Messenger RNA from Penicillium arizonense, 555 nucleotides. RefSeq lists its product as uncharacterized. The transcript has 2 exons. Lineage: Eukaryota; Fungi; Ascomycota; Eurotiomycetes; Eurotiales; Aspergillaceae. The record is from RefSeq and is a predicted model, not a curated record. Bases 1 to 555 code for a protein of 184 amino acids.
AUGCGUUCUUUCUUGAUCUUCUCUCUGCUAGGCCUUGCUGCGUCUGUCGUGGCUCAAGAUGUGGAUUCAACUGAUAUCCCAUCUCAGUGCAAGGACAUUUGCGCCCCUGUUGUCAGCCUCACUUCCACUUGCGACAAGAAGAAUAAUAACGACGAUGCGGCUGAGAUUAAAUGUGUCUGCAAUGACCCCCGCGCAUCGAAGAACAUUCCAGACUGUGCUGCUUGUCUGGACAAGUACAGUAAAGACGGCAAGGACAACGACGCAAAUGAUAUUGUCCGCCAGUGCUCCUUUACCUCGACCAUGUAUGAUGCUACUGCCACCUCUGCCUCCGCAACAUCCAACUCCUCUGCCAGCAUGACUUCUCCCAGCUUGGCUUCGGGCAGUGGAAAUAUGUCAGUCACCUCUAUGAGAGGAACUGCGUCUGCUACAGGCAGUUCUACUAGCUCGAAUGCUGAGUCGUCGCCUUCAACAAGCUCAGCUGGCAAGUCAAUUGAGCUAGCAAGUGGACUGUUUGGAACAGCUCUUCUUAGCCUCAUGGCUUUCGUUGCACUUUGA